AUGGAGACUCUGUGUCCUCCACCCCGCCUGGCAGUGCCCGCGUCCCCGCGGGGCUCGCCCUGCUCGCCCACGACCCGGAAGCCGCGACGGGGGACCCCCGAGUUCUCCCCGCUGUGCCUGCGUGCCCUCGCCUUCUGCGCCCUCGCCAAACCCCGGCCGUCCGCCCUGGGCCUGGGGCCUGGAGAGCUGGCGCCGCGGACCCCGGUGCUGCUGGGCUCCCGGGCCUCGGCGUGUACGGGCGGCCUGAAGCACCUCGGGGGACAGGCCCGGCGGCCGAGCGACGUGAGCCCCGCGGCCCGCGAGGAUGCAGACGCCGUCGCCGUGUGCCCGGGCGGCCGAGAGGAGGAAGAGGGCGGAGGCGGCUUCCCGCACUUCGGAGCUGCGGCCCGCGCACCUCCCGGCCGCUGCCCGGCGCCCCGGCGUCCUCGGGAAUCUCCGACCGGCUCCGCCCGCUCCCCGCCCAGGCCGUCCCGGGCUCCGGAGCCCCAGCCUCACGCAGCCGGCGGUCCGCCUCCCGAGCCCAGCCCGUGCCCUCCGCCGCCACCUGCGGGCCUCUCCCCGGAGCCUGCGCCUCCCGAGCAGCCCGGGCCGGACUCGGAGGCCGCCGCGGGCGGGGACCCCGCUCCGGCUUCGCCCGAGGCCCCCGCGCUCGGCUCCUCGACGGCAGACGCAGCGCCGCCGGCCGCGCCCGGGGAUCUCCGCCAGGAGCAUUUCAAUCGCCUCAUCCGCCGCUCGAAACUCUGGUGUUACGCGAAGGGCUUCGCCCUGGACGCUCCAAGUUUGCGCCGAGGGCCCGAGAGGCCGGCGGCCAAAGCCCGGGGAACGGCCAAGAAACGCCGGCGGCCGGCGCCGCCCCCGCGCUGCGUGCAGUCCCGCAGGCCCGCCCCGACCCUCCCCACCUCGAGCACCUUCAGCCUCCUCGACUGCUUUCCCUGUACCCCGGCCCUGGUGGUGGAGGAGGACGGAGACUUGGGGCCGGCUUCCUCGCUUCGCCUCCAGGGAGACGGGAAGCCGCCGCCCGCCCACCCGCUGUGGAGGUGGCAGAUGGGGGGGCCCGCCGUCCCCGAACCCCCCGGCCUCAGAUCCUGGUGGGUCAACUUGGAAAGACUCUGAGCGUCCGACUGCUUCUACUCCGGGGGGGCGUGUGUGUGUGCAAAUUGGGGACCCCCCCGGGCGGACUGAGGACUCCAGGAGGGAGCCCCGAUUCUGGAAAUUGCCUGUUUCUCCUUUGCUUCGCGUUUUGUGGGCCGU
This is a messenger RNA of Meriones unguiculatus (Mongolian gerbil), 1251 nucleotides long. RefSeq names its product elongin BC and polycomb repressive complex 2 associated protein (gene Epop). Gene Ontology annotation, biological process: neuron fate commitment. The record is from RefSeq and is a predicted model, not a curated record. Lineage: Eukaryota; Metazoa; Chordata; Mammalia; Rodentia; Muridae. The transcript has a single exon. Bases 1 to 1113 code for a protein of 370 amino acids.